Molecule: messenger RNA, 2714 nt
Organism: Perognathus longimembris pacificus (Pacific pocket mouse)
Lineage: Eukaryota; Metazoa; Chordata; Mammalia; Rodentia; Heteromyidae
Gene: Ldlrap1
Product: low density lipoprotein receptor adaptor protein 1
Exons: 9
Coding region: 109-1029 (306 amino acids)
Cellular component (GO): early endosome
Source: RefSeq, a predicted model, not a curated record
GCCGGCGCCCGGGAGGGCGGGAGGAGUGCGCCGCCCGCGCGCCUCCUGGCCGGGCGGAAAGUUUUCCUGACGGAGUUGUGGCGGCGGCAGCGGUGGCCGGAGCGGGCCAUGGACGCGCUCAAGUCGGCGGGGCGGGCGCUGAUCCGGAGCCCCAGCCUGGCCAAGCCGAGCUGGGGGGGCGGCGGCCGGCACCGCAAGCUGCCCGAGAACUGGACAGACACCCGGGAGACGCUGCUUGAGGGCAUGCUCUUCAACCUCAAGUACCUGGGCAUGACACUGGUGGAGCUGCCCAAGGGUGAGGAGCUGUCAGCCGCUGCUGUCAAGAGGAUCGUGGCCACGGCCAAGGCCAGUGGGAAGAAGCUACAGAAGGUAACUCUGAAGGUGUCACCGCGGGGAAUUAUCCUGACAGAUAACCUCACCAACCAGCUUAUUGAGAACGUGUCCAUUUACAGGAUCUCCUACUGCACAGCGGACAAGAUGCAUGACAAGGUAUUUGCCUACAUUGCCCAGAGCCAGCACAGCGAGAAUCUUGAAUGCCAUGCCUUCCUCUGCACCAAGCGGAAAAUGGCUCAAGCUGUCACCCUCACUGUAGCCCAGGCCUUCAAAGUCGCCUUUGAGUUCUGGCAAGUGUCCAAGGAAGAGAAAGAGAAGAGAGAAAAAGCCAUCCAGGAGGGAGCGGACAUCCUGGGGCCCCAUCGGGACAGCAGCCCCUCAUUGAAAAGCUCCGUUGCCACUGGGAACCUGCUGGACUUGGAAGAAACGGCCAAGGCCCCUCUGUCCACAGUUAGCGCCAACACCGCCAACAUGGAUGAGGUACCUCGGCCCCAAGCCUUGAGCAGCAACAACGUUGUCUGGGAUGAUGGCCUGGAUGAAGCAUUCUCAAGGCUGGCGCAGUCUCGGACAAAUCCUCAGGUCCUAGACACGGGGCUGUCAGCACAGGACAUCCAUUAUGCCCAGUGCCUCUCCCCCAUCGACUGGGACAAGCCUGACAGCAGUGGCACUGAGCAGGACGAGCUCUUCAGCUUCUGAGGGCCUGGGACCAGCAGGACAGCACCAGCCUUGACCCGCGAUGGACCAAAGUCACCCACAACAUGGCAGCUGGCCCCAGGACGCAGCAGCCUCUUCCUGCCCAUGGAAGCCGCAGCCAGCCACAGGAGAAGAGAGAUUUUAACCUGCUUUUUUCUCAGAACUGAAAGAUGCUUUGAAUAUUUAUUCAGUGACUUCUGGCUUUCCCUUGGCAGCCAGCUUUGCGUUGGGCAUGUGGAGUGUGGAGUGCUGCGGCCAGCAUCGGGCCCUGCUUCUUCAGCCCAGAGUCUGCUCCCCUCUGUGUGUGGGUGUCAGGACAGUGACCAAAGCAUUUCUUGUCCCUCUUCUUUUGUAAGGACCUGGACUUCCCUGGGGCACCCCCACUCUGUACUAGAGGGCAGUCAGAAUUCCAGCAUGCUCUGGGUACGGGAAGAGCUUCUCUACUCCAACCUCUGCAGAGGCCUGGGCCCUGGCCCUCACCUUCCUCAGAGCCUCAGGCCCAGGCUUGAGCCCUGGACCCAGGACUCUGAAGAGGCAGCCCCUGACCAAAGAGCACCAAGCUCGGCACUUUAAAGCAUACACAGCAUGCGUGGCCCCCAGGGCUCCUCCACGGUGCUGUGUGGAACAGAACUUCCUGCCCUUCCUCCACGGAAGUCUGUGGCUGGUCUCCCAAGCACUGGACCCUGUGUCCCUGCCCCAUCUGUGAUCGGGAGCAUCUCAGCUGCUGAUGGCUCCACCCUUGGAUCUCUUCCCACCUUUCCCACCCAUGGGGGAGGUCACGCCUGCCCUUAUUUUGCCUGUACACCAUGAGAGUCCCAUGCCUGCCUCCCCCUACAGCCUGGGUUUGCGUCGGAAUCUUUCACAGCCAUUUUUCUGCGGAAACAGGCCCCGUGCACAGAGGGGUGGAGUUGAGAGCAGAACCCACAUGUGAUGCCAAAGCCGCUUUCUCCCAGCUUAUGCCUCCUUUUCUUCUAGCUUUGUUCUCCCACGAACCAAAAAACUCCAGCUAUUUUCUGACCAAAAUGUGUCUCAUAGCAAACCAUCUGGUGCCUUUCCUCACAGCACUGGCGCAGACCUCUGCCCAGCUAGCUAUCUUGCUGCCAGUUUCCCGGAAGAUACCAGUGUUGGAAGUCUGCUCCUUCCUUCCUAGGGUGAGACAAAACUCAGACUCUUGUAAGCAUCACGCUGCUCUUUCCCCAUACCGCCCCGAUCCCGGCAGCAAGCUCUUUUAGAAUCGUACUUUCCUUCCUCCCUGCUGCCCCGGUGGGCUCCGACAUCCUGAAACACAGCCAAGCUGUGAGGCUUUGCUUUGUGAGGAGCCCCCAGCAGCCUGGCUUGUCAGAGCCAGCCUGAGCAGCCCGGGGGGAGAAAACACCAGCAUUUCUUAGAAUCCAGACACAUGCCUGCAGGAGGGGAUGUGAAGCGAGUGGGGACUUGGAGUGUCUUUAUCAGCAUAAGGGUGACUUCCUUUCCCUGCCCAGCUUCGCCCCUGCUCCCACCCCAUCCUGGAGCCCUGGGCCUGAGAGGCAGAGCCCCGCUGGGUUGUGCAGUCCUGUGUGGCCUGUCGUCUCUUGUGGAGCUGUCAGUGUGCUUCCGGUGUCGACAGCCAAGUCUUGGUUUCUCCUCCAUGAUGCUGUAAAGGAAGUUCUGAUGGUGAAAACAAACAAUAAAUGUCUCUUUGUGAAAUA